Molecule: messenger RNA, 2580 nt
Organism: Iphiclides podalirius (scarce swallowtail)
Lineage: Eukaryota; Metazoa; Arthropoda; Insecta; Lepidoptera; Papilionidae
Source: the annotation of a GenBank genome assembly
AUGUGCCAUCGACAAGGUGGGGAGAGUGAGGGCUUCUCAAAACGUGCAAUUGAAUCACUGGUAAAGAAACUGAAGGAAAAAAGAGAUGAAUUGGAUUCACUGAUAACUGCAAUAACUACCAAUGGAGCACAUCCAAGUAAAUGUGUUACAAUACAGAGGACACUAGAUGGGCGUUUACAGGUUGCCGGCCGAAAAGGGUUUCCGCACGUGAUAUACGCGCGCAUAUGGCGCUGGCCCGACCUCCACAAGAACGAGCUGAAACACGUUAAGUUUUGCCAAUUUGCUUUCGAUCUCAAAUGCGACUCGGUGUGCGUGAACCCUUACCACUAUGAGAGGGUGGUGUCGCCCGGAAUCGAUCUCUCUGGCCUCACAUUGCAAUCAGGACCCAGUAGGUUAGUGAAAGAUGAAUACACGGCAGGUCUCAGCGGUAACGGCAUGGAUAUGGACACGGGCGAGCUGGUCACCAUCCAGCACCACGCGACGAGCCCUCGCCACCACCACUCGACCAUACCGCACCACCACCAGCAAUUCCAGACAACGAACAUUAUCAUUAACCAGGGCCAAACGCCCGAUGGCGUUGCGAACAUGUUCUCGCCGCACGGUCCGCGCGGCCCGGCGCGGCCACAGCUCGCGCAGCAAUUGGUCCACUCGCCGGGCGCCCAGCCAAUGAUGACGAACCACCAAGGUCAGAUGCAGGGCGCGCCGCAGAUGGGCCCCGGCACGCCCCAGAUGGGCCCCGGCACGCCCCAGAUGGGCCCCGGCACGCCCCAGAUGGGCCCCGGCACGCCCCAGAUGGGCCCCGGCACGCCGCAGAUGGGCACGAACGUUCCGCAAAUGGCCUCGCCCCGGAUGGCGUCGGCCCCCACUCAGAUGUCGCCCGGCACGCCUCAGAUGCCGAGCAUAAGCCAAGCGAUGUCGAUACCGAGCCCCCAGCAAAUGGUCAUGGGCCAACAGAGGGCCAUCGCGCCCAAACUGGAGCCCCCCGACACGAUGGACGCGCGCACGAUGUGGCUGCCUAAGAGAAUGAACCAUUCUAUGCCGGUCAGCAUGUCCCCGGGUGGGACCACCCCGCUGAUAGACGGCACCGGUGGCGCUUUCUUUGCGAACGAGCAGACCGUUGCCGACACGCAAAUGACGCAAACGAUGUCGGGGGUCACCGCUGGCCCGGCGCCGGCGCCCCCCGGGGGCCCUUCGGCGCAGGGCGCAGCCCCGGAGCCCCAGCAGAACGGGUUCGCGGCCUCCGCCAGCCCGGGGCCGCAGCCGAGCCCGCUGCCCCACCGCACUCAGAACCAGCACCAGCAAGGCACGUGGACGGGCAACAACACGCUGACGUACACGCAGAGCCUGGCGCCCCCGCCGGCCGCGCCGCCCGUGCCAGUCGACGCGCCGCCCCACCACCACCACUACUACAACGGCAACCCGGGCGGGCUGCUGUCGAGCCAGCCGGCGCCCGAGUACUGGUGCUCGGUGGCCUACUUCGAGCUGGACACCCAGGUCGGGGAGACCUUCAAGGUGCCGUCCAGCCGGCCCAAUGUCACUGUCGAUGGGUAUGUCGAUCCGUCUGGCGGCAACAGAUUCUGCUUGGGCGCCCUUAGCAACGUACAUCGGACCGAGCAAAGCGAGCGGGCCAGGCUGCACAUCGGCAAGGGCGUGCAGCUGGACCUGCGCGGCGAGGGCGACGUGUGGCUGCGCUGCCUCUCGGACCACUCGGUGUUCGUGCAGUCCUACUACCUGGACCGCGAGGCGGGCCGGGCGCCGGGCGACGCCGUGCACAAGAUCUACCCCUCCGCCUGCAUCAAGGGCCGGAUUGAGCACGUAGCGAGUGCACAAGAUCUACCGCUCCACCUGCAUCAAGGUCAGGGCCGGAUUGAGCACGUAGCCAGUGCACAAGAUCUACCCCUCCGCCUGCAUCAAGGUCAAGGCCGGCUUGAGCACGUAGCCGCACAAGAUCUACCCCUCCGCCUGCAUCAAGGUCAGGGCCGGAUUGAGCACGUAGCGAGUGCACAAGAUCUACCCCUCCGCCUGCAUCAAGGUCAGGGCCGGAUUGAGCACGUAGCGAGUGCACAAGAUCUACCCCUCCGCCUGCAUCAAGGUCAGGGCCGGAUUGAGCACGUAGCCAGUGCACAAGAUCUACCCCUCCGCCUGCAUCAAGGUCAGGGCCGGAUUGAGCACGUAGCGAGUGCACAAGAUCUACCCCUCCGCCUGCAUCAAGGUCAGGGCCGGAUUGAGCACGUAGCCAGUGCACAAGAUCUACCCCUCCGCCUGCAUCAAGGUCAGGGCCGGAUUGAGCACGUAGCGAGUGCACAAGAUCUACCCCUCCGCCUGCAUCAAGGUCAGGGCCGGAUUGAGCACAGCUCCCACCAACUCCACUCGGGCGCAUCAAAGACCUAUAAGAAGAAUAAGAACGUGACUUACCCUUGUGUUCUCGCGCAGGUUUUCGAUCUGCGGCAGUGUCACCGGCAGAUGCAAACGCAGGCUGCUACGGCGCAGGCCGCCGCGGCAGCCCAGGCUGCAGCCGUUGCCGGCCACAUACAGCCAGCCCAUCCCGGCAUGAACAAGUGUACGCCACCUUCCUCUCCA